Messenger RNA from Closterium sp. NIES-67, 262 nucleotides. The record is from the annotation of a GenBank genome assembly. NCBI's taxonomy places the organism in Eukaryota, Viridiplantae, Streptophyta, Zygnematophyceae, Desmidiales, Closteriaceae.
GUAGUAUAAUGGUCCCGCUUACGCUUCCGCCCCUAACCCUAGCCCUAGCCCUAGCCCUAGCCCUAGCCCUAGCCCUAGCCGUAGCCGUAGCCGUAGCCGUAGCCGUAGCCGUAGCCGUAGCCGUAGCCGUAGCCGUAGCCGUAGCCGUAGCCGUAGCCGUAGCCGUAGCCGUAGCCGUAGCCGUAGCCGUAGCCGUAGCCGUAGCCGUAGCCUGUUUCCUAGCCGUGUCCUAGCCGUGCCCUAGCCAUAGCCGCGCAUGCGC